AGUGUUAUUGACGAACCCCCAGCUGUAGAACAAUAAAACAGUUUUGAUUCACUUUGGCGGUCAUUUCCAACUUGAUCAUAGUCUAAUAGAUAUAGGUCUAUGCGCGGCUGCUCCGUUGCCAUGGUGGCGAACAUUUAAACAAGUGUUGAUACCUCAGCGUCAUCAGUCUGCGUGAACAAAAUCCUCAACUGAAAAACAAGACCGCAUUAAAGCUUCAGAUGUGUGAGGGACCUUCAUCCAUAUCUGGCCCUAUACCCCCUGACCCUUCUUUGUUUCCUCAGUACUACAAGCGACCUGCUUCAGCUCGUGGUCGCUUAGAGGGAAACCACAAUGGGACGUUGGACCUGCUCUCAGGGCCGCUUGCUCCAGAUCCAGUAUUGUACCCUGGCUGCUACAGUGCUCGUACCCCAGCACAUCCUCCCCGUAUUGGCCCCAGUGCUGCCCAUAUCCUGGAAAGAGGACAGAGAGGGGUAGUGGGGGAACUACUCAAACUAGACGGUAUUGCUAUCACCCCUGUUAUCAAACAGAAGCAGCGAAGUCACGAUUUUGGUAAAGAGAAUGUACGCCGGCUCAGAGAGAUCCAGAGACGCUGCAAGGAGCAGGAGGCUGAGAGAGCUCAGUCUCGUCCAGUUCCUGUCAAAGCUCUGUGGACCUCCUCCAAAUACCAAAAUGUUUCAUCAAAGGUGACGGCACAGCUUCAAGUGUCUAGUUCAACCCCAAAACCAGAGUGUCAAAACUUCCUGAAGGCCCACUCUAAGGGAGGAUCUGCUGCCAUUCCAAGACCUCAGUCCACAACCUCUCUUGUAGCUCUGAAACGCCCAGCAUCCUGCAACUCUGUAGAGAGCCUGCAAGUGCAAGGCCAGCCAAUAGACUUCAUAAAAUAUAAUGCAAGAGCUGCAGGGAAAACUACUCUGCGCCGGUCCCAAUCACUGACAAACCUCAAAAACAAGCCAAUCCCCACUGCAGUAAAGGGUCAGGUGCCUCAAUAUCUUGAGGAAAGGAAGGAGCAGUGGCAAAGAGAGGAGGAGGAAAGGAGAAGAAAUGCACCUGAUCCUUCAGCUCCAGCUGGUCACACACUGAUGCCUGAAAAUGAGAGACAGGAGACGCUGAAGUCCCUCAAAGACACCCAUCGCUCCCUUGUCACCGAGUUGCUGUCACUCCCUCUCAAAGCAGACAAUCUGAGUGUUCGGACACGUCGGGCUCAAUUUGAUUGCAGGCUUUCAGAAAUCGAGGAAGCCAUUAAAAUAUUCUCCAGGGACAAAGUUUAUGUUAAAAUAGAUUCCUAACACGGAGGGAAUGAGGAGAUGGACCUGUACAUGCACUGCUUUGUUGAGAUAAUUUCAGAUUUGGUUGAAUUAUGUAACAUGAGGCUGACCCUUGAAUUAAAUUGAUGUCUGUGUCAUUAUAUAUAAUUUGUCUACAGUAUUUGUUGUGCUUUGAACAUUUUUUUAAAUUAACUUAUUGGAUUUUACAAUGUCUAGUUAAUGAUCAUGUUACCUCUAGCACCUUAUAUGCUACUGAAUAACAGAUGCACUGUUGUCUUCUUCUGAUCCAUAGAAGCGUUAUCUGAUUAGCUUGUUCAUUGUGUAAA
Molecule: messenger RNA, 1591 nt
Organism: Cheilinus undulatus (humphead wrasse)
Lineage: Eukaryota; Metazoa; Chordata; Actinopteri; Labriformes; Labridae
Gene: enkd1
Product: enkurin domain containing 1
Exons: 8
Coding region: 219-1286 (355 amino acids)
Cellular component (GO): cytoplasmic microtubule
Source: RefSeq, a predicted model, not a curated record